CAACAAUUACAAUUCUUUCUCCCUCAAUUUAUCCGCUCUAGUCUCGUUCUAAGUAUGCUCCGUGGUUGCGGCUAAGUCCGAUCUUCCACAUCAGAAAGAAUUACUAGAGUUUGACCCUAAAUCCCCCGUCCCGCUAAGAUCCCGUCCCUUACAAACCCAACCCGUCGAACCUCUGCUCGGCUUCUGCCAAAAAAUGGACGAAGAGGCUCUUCGUGUAGGUUUUUGGUUUUUUUUUUGUGUUUUUAUUUUUAAUCGAAACAAUUUGAUUUUGUGAUUUUUUUAUCAAAACAAUCUCUGAUUUCAUUACUUUUUUUAUAGAUGGGUGCCGAGAUAUACGAUCCUCGAUUGUAUAUCUAUUAUGGGCCAAGAGAUAUGAGACUCUUAACCGAUCAAGAAGCUCAUCGCUCCCGUGCUAUUUGGGAUAACAAUCCGGUAAUUUGAUGAUUUAUUUGCUUUAUUUUAUUAUUUUCUAAGGUUUUAUUUUGCUUUAUUUAAACUAACAAAUUGAUGUUUUUCCUAUUUUUUUGAAGAAAUCACUUAUAUCCGUCGUUCAUAAAGGGACCACAAACUUGCCCGCUUGGCAUCCACGGUUGGCGUCCUAUAUAGAGAGGACCAGGUUGGGUAUGUUGCGCCAUUUCAUGCGGAUCGAAAUCGACAACGAUCUGCUUAUGGCAAUGGCGGAGUGAUGGCGUCCCGAAACCCAUACGUUCCACCUUCCGGAGGGGGAAAUGACGAUCACCCACAAAGACAUGGCGAUCCUCACCGGGAUGCCGAUUUCUGGAGAUGCCAUCAUUGGUUCCACUACCAAACCCGAAGGAGGUUGGGGGGCCGCUCAUUCGUGAUCGUUUGUGCUUUGACUAGGGGUGUCCAUUCGGGUUCUGUUUUUCGGGUUUACCCGAAACCGACCCGAUUAUAUACAUUUUCAGUUUUUUGGGUUCGGGUUCGUUUCGGGUUUCGUUUUUUUGGUUUCGGGUUCGGUUUUGCUUAUCGGUUUUUCGGGUUCCGGCUAAAAACCUCCAAUGAAUAGAACUCAGUAUGUAUUCUUAGGCGUUCGGGUUUUCGGGUUUUGGUUUUGCUUUAACCGAACCCGAACCCGAUAAGGAAUUUUCGGGUUUCGGGUAACCGGAACCCGCAAGCCCUUAUCAGGUUCGAGUACGGUUUCAGGAAUUUUUGGUUUUGGGUUUUCGGAUUUUUUCAGGUUUCGUUUCGGGUAACCGAACCCGACCCGAACUGACACCCCUAGCUUUGACAUGCCGACCACCGCACCAAUUCAAGGACGAGGGCAUCCACCGUUGAAUGCGGGACACAUGUCGGUCCCGUGGCUGGAACUCACAUCCAAAAUGAGGUGGAAAUCAACGACGAGACUGCAGAAGAUCAAGUGGAGCGCUAUGCACGCAUCUACCUCAUUGGUUUGGUGGGUGGAUUUCUGUUCCCCGACAAGUCAAACCGGUGGAUUCAAGGCAUAUAAUUGCCAUUGCUCACUGGUGACUGGGACGCAAUCGGGGAAAAGAGUUGGGGAUCGGCCGUGUUAGCUGGCCUAUACCGGGAGCUGUGCACUUGCUCGAAGGUGGGAGCAAAACAAACUGGUGUUGCGAUGUUCAUCCUACAGCUGUGGGUAUGGGAGCAUCUUCCAAUGUUCGCACCUCUAGACCCACGUCCAUACCGGAGAGCCGAUGAUGAGCUACACUUUCUGCAAAAUCCCCCCUACGGUGUCAAGUAAGUUUUUUCCGUACUUAGCCUAAUUUAAAAUGAUUCCAUGCUUAGCUAGAUUUAAAUUGAAUUUAAUCCGUACUUAGCCUAAUUUAAAUUUAUUCCAUGCUUUUACUUACAAGGUGGAUAGGAGCAAAUACGAAUGACAAUCAACCUGAGCAUUUGUUACUGUUUUAUCGUUCUGAGUAGAUAAGCCUUGGUGGAAUCAGGUAAUCAUGCUUUAUCAUAUUUUAACAAGUUAAAUUUUUUCAAUGUAAAUGGUUGCUAAUUGCAUCAUUUGAAUGAAUAUAGGUUACUUGGGAUCCAUAUCCACAUGAAGUGGUGGAACUGCAUCAUCUUAGACACCCUCUGGAUCACGAAACGUGGUUGUGCAAGGUGUCAUUGAUCUGCUGGCACAUCAUGGAGUGGCACCUACUCGAUCGAUCCUUGAGGCAAUAUCGAAUGGAGUAACCAAUUCCAUAAACCCCGCCUCAAGGUUUCAAGGAGCUCCAUGCCAUCGACCUCCGACACGCGGCAAAGAAUUGGCUCCUAAAGCAUCAGUUCUACAUCAACAUCUGGGAGAAUAUAGGGACAUGGGUGGUCCAAGGGAUGCCGGAGAAGAGACCGAUGGGCUACCACGAUGGGUACAAUAGGUGGUCCAAUUCCACAUGAAGUGGGUGUCAAAGCAAGGUGCUGUGAUGGGUUCGUAGGUAAGUCAUCCUAAUCUCCCUCGUGAGUCUAAUUAUUUUGUUUUAAGGUUUAAUUAAUUUUGAUUUAUUAUGUGGAUUGCUUAGGUUGAUGGUUUGGAACAUGCCAAACACACCCUCGAUAGUGUCCAACCAUGGAUGAGCGCAAAACUUCUUGGCUGCGAAGGCUUAUGAACAACCUCUUGAGUUGUACCCGAGAGCAAAGGAGGGAUGUGGUGGCCUAUCCUCCCAUUCCCACUCCGACACACCCAUCAUUCCGUGAUGGUGAGCCCAUUGUGCCCCCGGUUGAUCCCCCACGAAGGAGCAAACGCAAGCCUCUGCCUACUUUCGAAGAGGUGCGUACAACUCAAGCAACCGAGCUCCCUGAACCAUUUGAGUACGAGUGGGCACCUGCACCGGAUGUCGCUGGAGGUUCAUCUCAGCAACAGACUCCAAUGUAUCAGACCCCGCACCAACAAACCCCUCACCGCCCGAUCUACCAGCAGGCUAUCGGUCCAUCUCAGCAACCUCCACCGCCACUUGUAACUCCAGUAGGGGCUUGGGUUAAGAGACAUCUGCGACAAGUCGUUGAGCGAGCCCGCCAAGAAGCAGAAGGAGGAGGUGGAAGAAGGGGUUCGAGGACGUCGUGGAGGACGAGGUGGAGGGUGAGAUGGGGGCCAAAAUGAGGGGCAACCAAAUGAAGACAACCAGUGAACUAUCCGUGCUUUCUUUGAUUAUUCUAGUGUUUUGUCAUUGUAAAGAACUAUCCGCGUUUAUUUGAAUUUUUCGGUCUUGUGAUUUGAGUUUGCAUUGUCGUUGAACUAUCCAUGUUAUGUUAGUCAACUUUCUAAUUGUUGACGGUUUGAACUAUCCUGUUUUUUUUUUUUUUUUUUACUGUCCCGUUGUUGACGUUUUGUUUUGUUUGUCUUUCCGUUUUAAUACAAUCAUCACCAAUAUAAAAAAAAAACUUUCUAAUUGGACCACAUUCCAAAUUUAUUCCAAAUUCAUGACAAGGCAAAACAUGGGUACAAUUUAUUCGUGCUUUGCAGCCCUGAACAAAAUUUUGCAAUGACUGAAGCAUCUAGCAGCUCCCUUUGAUGUGCGAGGCGCUCAGUUUGUCUCAACUAUAGACCUUAUGGCUGAUUGUUGUGUUUUAUUUUUUCUUUCUUGCAGAGUUGCAGUACAUUCCUGGAACUAAGAUGGUGUUCCCUGGAUUGAAGAAGCCACAGGAUCGUGCAGACCUUAUUGCAUACCUGAAGGCAUCGACUGCUUGAUUCUUGUGCCAGUUUUGACACAGAUUUGUGUUUAUCAUUUGUCACUGGUUAAUAGUUGUCCCGAAUUGGACUUUGUUUUUCUUUCCUGAAAGAGAAACAUUAGGCAUUUCUUGAAAAUAAAGACAGCGAUUAGGG
Messenger RNA from Linum trigynum, 3784 nucleotides. The record is from the annotation of a GenBank genome assembly. NCBI's taxonomy places the organism in Eukaryota, Viridiplantae, Streptophyta, Magnoliopsida, Malpighiales, Linaceae.